AUGCUCCUUGCUUCGCCCUGGAGACCCCUCACUGCAAAAACACGGACACGGGAGCAGUCAAGGAUGAAAAUCUUCAUCCUUGUCUUCAUCGCCGCUGCAGACCUCACCUAUGCACACCCGCAUGAAGGCAAUACACCACUUGGCACCUCCCCAACGGGACAACCGCCAUCACAGCCGAUGGCCAACAGCGCAUCUUCCGCGUCAAACAGAACGACUUUUCCGCUUCCCUCAUCUCUCAGCCAUUUUCAUUGUAGCCACGUCUAUAAGAUAACAACUGCGUCCGCUUUUCCAGGCCUGUCCCUGGCUUUGCCCGGCUUUCCCGGCUUUGCCCGGCUUUGCCCGGCUUUCCCAGGACACAUAUCUCGAUAUUGCCCAUAUCUCCACUCUCAAUCACAUCCGGCAUCAUGCCCCUCCCUCCUGAUCCCUCGUACUUUUGGUGUGCUCAUUGACCAAUCUGGACGGACGUAUUAUCAUUUCAUGACCUACUUUCCCAGGCCAUCUCUUGAAACUCACUGGAUACGUCUGUCUCAUGCCCAAAAGAAAUCCGUCAAGGAGCUGCUCGAACCAAUUUUUCAACAGUUGCGAAAAGUACCAUCACCGCCCCUCGACAAAGGACGUUUGACUUGGGGCAGUGGAGUGCCAAGAAGGUGUAUAGACACCAGAAGGUGGGACCGUGUUGCGAAAGAAGAGAUUCUGGACGAGAAGGCAUUCAACGAUUUUCUUACCACGAGAGACCGUGGUCGUGGGCCAUGGAUAAAGAUGGUUAGAUCAUUUAUGCGCAAGGAUCGUGCUUGUGCUAUGACACAUGCCGACCUUCAUCCCCGUAAUAUUGUCGUGCAGUUAGUCCGGCGUAGCGAGAAUGGCGCCAGUGCUGAUUACUUGACACAGAAGGAUGUCAAAGUGCUCGGCGUUAUUGACUGGGAUAAGAGUGGCUGGUAUCCAGAGUACUGGGAGUUUGUGAAGGCACUGAAUACCAUCGUCGUGGAUGAUCCCAUGCAGGACUGGUCACAGUGUCUUCCCCACUCCAUUGGCCUUUUGGCCGGUGGAACGUUCUUUGGAUAA
Molecule: messenger RNA, 1062 nt
Organism: Chondrus crispus (carragheen)
Lineage: Eukaryota; Rhodophyta; Florideophyceae; Gigartinales; Gigartinaceae
Exons: 1
Coding region: 1-1062 (353 amino acids)
Source: RefSeq, a predicted model, not a curated record